CAAUCACGUUGCUCCGCUUCCUCGGUCCUUCCUGAUUUCGUGCCUUUAUCGGGACCGGAGCGUCACGAGCGCCUUCUCUGCCUGUACGCGCGCGAGAGAGAGACAGCACCGUCCUUGCACACAGUUAGGCCGGAAAGAACCAGAACCAGAACCAUGUCCAUCCUGAAGAUUCAAGCUCGUGAGAUUUUUGACUCUCGUGGCAACCCCACAGUAGAGGUUGAUCUCUACACCAGGAACGGGCUUUUCAGAGCUGCGGUGCCCAGCGGCGCUUCCACCGGCAUCUAUGAGGCUCUGGAGCUGCGCGACAAUGACAAAACCCGCUACAUGGGCAAAGGAGUCAAAAGAGCAGUUAAAUAUGUAAAUGAAUUCUUGGCCCCUGCAUUGUGUAAUCAGGAUGUGAGUGUUCUGGAGCAGGAGAAGAUUGACAAGCUGAUGCUGGACAUGGAUGGCACAGAAAACAAGUCUAAGUUUGGUGCUAAUGCCAUCCUUGGCGUCUCCCUGGCUGUGUGCAAGGCUGGUGCAGCAGAGAAGGGCGUCCCCCUGUACCGCCACAUCGCUGACCUCGCUGGCAACCCUGAAGUCAUCCUUCCCGUCCCUGCUUUCAAUGUCAUCAAUGGUGGAUCCCAUGCAGGCAACAAGCUGGCUAUGCAGGAGUUCAUGAUCCUGCCUGUAGGUGCCAGCAGCUUCAAGGAGGCCAUGCGUAUUGGUGCUGAGGUCUACCACAACCUGAAGAACGUCAUCAAGGAGAAAUAUGGCAAGGAUGCCACCAAUGUUGGAGACGAGGGAGGCUUCGCACCCAACAUUCUGGAGAACAAGGAAGCUCUGGAGCUGCUGAAGAAUGCCAUCGCCAAGGCUGGAUACACCGAUAAGAUUGUGAUUGGCAUGGAUGUGGCUGCCUCCGAGUUCUAUAAGGAUGGAAAGUACGACCUGGACUUCAAGUCACCUGCCGACCCAAGCCGCUGCAUCUCCGGGGACAAGCUGGCUGACCUCUACAGGAGCUUUGUCAAAGAUUACCCUGUGGUGACCAUUGAGGAUCCAUUUGACCAGGAUGACUGGGAGGCAUGGACCAAAUUCACUGCCAGCACCGACAUCCAGGUGGUGGGUGAUGACCUCACUGUCACCAACCCCAAACGCAUUGCCAAGGGUGUAGCUGAAAAGGCCUGCAACUGCCUGCUGCUGAAGGUCAACCAGAUCGGCUCUGUGACGGAGUCCCUGCAGGCCUGCAAGAUGGCCCAGAGCAACGGCUGGGGUGUGAUGGUCAGCCAUCGCUCUGGAGAGACUGAGGACACCUUCAUUGCUGACCUGGUGGUCGGUCUUUGCACUGGACAGAUCAAGACAGGUGCACCCUGUCGAUCUGAGCGUUUGGCCAAGUACAACCAGCUGCUCAGGAUUGAGGAGGAGCUCGGCGACAAGGCUCGCUUCGCUGGCAAGAACUUCAGACACCCCAUCUGAGCAGGUCUUCCCUCUUGGGCCUCUGUGUGUUCAUUGCUCAUAAAUAACCCACACACACAUACGCCACGCUAGACCGCCUGCCCUGUCUGGAGGAGAUGGAAAGAAUACUGCCGAAAUCCAAGGUCCAAGUCUGUGGCGUGGAGAAACUACAGUACGCGAUAGUACAGCCACAGUUCAGCUCAUCCUCAAAUUACGCUUUAGCUCCUCCGUAGUGUUGGUCCUUGUGUUUUUUGUGUCUGUGUAGCUGUGUGAGAACUUGUUCAGUUUUGCGAGCUGUAGUGAUUCCUGGUCUUCUGAGUAUCUGAGCUACUGUAAGCUAGUAUGGCUCUGCCUCGAGUAGUGGUAAGGGUACUAAAUGUGCAGUGUAUUGCCUCUGACAAGGUCUUGUUUUGCUCUAAGUGUUGGCAGAAGUAUGUAAUAAACAAUAUAGUUUCAAA
This is a messenger RNA of Betta splendens (Siamese fighting fish), 1889 nucleotides long. It is a transcript of the gene eno1a, whose product is annotated as enolase 1a, (alpha). Gene Ontology annotation, molecular function: phosphopyruvate hydratase activity; magnesium ion binding. Gene Ontology annotation, biological process: glycolytic process. Gene Ontology annotation, cellular component: phosphopyruvate hydratase complex. Bases 154 to 1452 code for a protein of 432 amino acids. The record is from RefSeq and is a predicted model, not a curated record. The transcript has 12 exons. Lineage: Eukaryota; Metazoa; Chordata; Actinopteri; Anabantiformes; Osphronemidae.